AGAUAGGGGGUUGGCUGCGCUGUGUCAUGGAGGCUCAGUAGCUGAGCAGCCAUUGAAGGGGAAGGAACUGCGUGUGUGUGCGUGUGUGCGAGUGUGUGGAGAGGGCGGUGGGGGCAUCCGAGUUUGAGUCCCAACUCCUCCGACUCCAUUUGCCGUUCUCAUUCCCCCACCCCUUUCUGGUGGUGGUGGGUGUAAUCUUUUCCCUUCCUAUAUCUCUUCAUUCAUUUCCUAACCUUUUUUUAUUUGGAGGUUGGGGGUGGUGGGAAAGGGAAGGGAAAGGAGGAAAGGGAAAGGGGAAGGGAGGAGUGUGAGUAGUGGUGGUGGAGGAGGACAUGGAGAUGAAGAUGAAACAGAAGAUUAACCUGGAGUUGAGGAACAGAGCUCCUGAGGAGGUGACAGAGUUAGUCCUUGAUAACUGUCAUUCUGUCAACGGGGAAAUUGAGGGUCUCAAUGAUACUUUCAAAGAAUUAGAAUUUCUGAGCAUGGUCAAUGUGGCGCUCACCUCACUGGCUGGGCUCCCCAGCUUGAGUAAACUUCGGAAGUUGGAACUUAGUGAUAAUAUUAUUUCUGGGGGCCUGGAGGUCCUGGCAGAAAAAUGUCCAAAUCUCACCUACCUCAAUCUGAGUGGCAACAAAAUCAAAGAUCUCAGCACCGUAGAAGCUCUGCAAAAUCUUAAAAGCUUGAAAAGCCUUGACUUGUUUAACUGUGAGAUCACAAAUCUACAAGAUUACAGAGAAAGUAUUUUUGAACUGCUUCAACAAAUUACCUAUCUAGACGGAUUUGAUCAGGAAGACAAUGAAGCACCAGAUUCUGAAGAGGAGGAGGAAGAUGAAGAGGAUGAUGAUGAAGAAGAUGAAGAUGAAGAGGAGGAUGAAGCAGGUCCUCCAGGAGGCUAUGAGGAAGAGGAGGAAGAUGAAGAUGAAGCAGGUUCCGAUUUGGAGGGAGAAGAAGAGGAGGUGGGUCUCUCAUACCUAAUGAAGGAAGAAAUUCAGGAUGACGAUGAUGAUGAUGACUAUGUUGAAGAAGGAGGAGAUGAAGAGGAAGAAGAAGAAGAAGAAAGUGUUCAAGGAGAAAAGAGGAAACGAGAUAUUGAAGAUGAAGGAGAAGAAGAAGAUGAUUAAAUGGACCAGACUCCAUUAUUCUACAGUUUGCAAUAGAAUGACCUUGCUGAUCUCUGUUUCUUUAUGUACCAUGCUGUCCCUACAGAAGAUAACGUGUAACUUUUUAUAGGAAAGGUGUGGUUUUACUAUUUUUGCCUUUUUAUCAUUCCAAAUAAGAUUUGUUAGCCUGUUAGUGAUCACAUACGGUAUAUAGAAAAAAAAAUCAGUCCUAUAUAAUUAUUGACCCCAUUAUCAAAUUCCCUAGCAAUUCAUUUGAAAUCUUAAUUUUCUCACUCAAGCUCAAUGUUUUGAUCAUAAUUAGUUCACAAUUAACAUAUGGCAGGUUUUCUAGGGGUGUAGUAUGGUGCAUUUCAUUCAUAAGGUUUUAAAGUUAUUUAUAAACUAGUUGAAAUCAAAGUUGCUGUUAUAUGCUGUAAUAUGAGAAGUCAACAGUCUCUUUGAGAUGAAAAAGUUGGUUAUAUUCUUUUGAGCUGGUCAGAGGUCUAGUUAGAAGAUAGUGAGUUUUUGGAUGCUAACAGUUUUUUGUAAGGUUACAGAAUUAAAUCAGAAGCAGAAUGGUGAGGGUUCUGUUCAGAAAUAGCAUUUUUGUAGUUUAUUGUUGGAGAGGCUGCUGAAACCUGUCUGAAACCAGGCGGCUGUUUAGGUCUUUGUGUUUAAAAGAAAAAUUUCAUGUUUUCCAAGUCCUGAGCAUAUAUGUGAACCCUUUCUUGUUUAGGCUACAAGUCAUGGCAUGACAGGGUUCUUUAAGAUUUGCAUUUUGCUCUUUUAGCAGUUUCUUGCCUUUUCUGAUUUUUAUCCUCCCUAAAUGGAAGACAGACUGCUUUCCAUUUGAGGAAAUCUAGCAAAAACUUUAGGCCCUUCCCUGAACCACCUUUUAUUGCUUUGCUUGGAUUUCUCUUAGGCUACCCUUGAAUGAGAGGAUUGACUAAAAUUGUCUCAAAUACAGACAUGAUUAUCCACAUAGCUUUGUUCAAGAGCUUCUGCUUACCCUGACUCUCCUGGCUGAUAUUGUGAAUUAAUUGUAUAAGGGUGAAGUCAGAGGGGAUUCCUGAACCAGUAUCAGGGUCCCCUAGAUGUCAAAUAGCUGCCUGUGAAUGUUUAAUGAGGCAUUCUAUCCAUGGAUAGACUUUACAUUUAAUAUUUGAUUCCUGAAUCAAGAUUUGGACGCUGCAGACUAGAGAUCUGCAAAGCAUAUUUUAUUUUCCUGAAUAGAGCCUUAAAUUAUUCUUCCCAUUGUUAUGAAGCAUAACCAGCCUUUAAGACAUUUAAAUGGCAUGUUAUUAGGCAGAUGGCAAAAAUAUUUGAAACUAGAUUGGUAUUAAGAUAAAGGUUUGUUUUAAAAUGGAUAUCCAUAAAGAAAAGAAUUUGGGGAAACUUUGCAAUUGUAUGUGUGCAUCUGUGUAUUUUUCCUAUUAGGUUUCUAUGUUUUAUAUGAAUUCUAAAUUUAAAAAAAUAGAGAAAUGUAUUCCCCACUUUUUAUCAUGGAGGCUCAAUUUUCCAGACAAUUGCUUUUUGCUAAUCUUGACUAUCUGAAGAAUUUUUUUCUUAUAAGUUUUGAAUAUUUGUAACCUAACUUUAAAAAAAAUCAGCAUCAACAAAUGGUGACCACGUCUCUUUGAACUGAAGUCAUACUUUUCUAUUGGGCCACACUUAAAUUACUUAAGACAGUACAUAUUUUUUUCUUUUCCCCUUGGGGCCCAAAGAAUGUGACUACUAGGGUUCCCAUAGGAGUAUAAUUACAAAGUUAUCUGCAGAGAAAUCCAGUUAACAAAAAGCUUGUCUGGUUAAGUGAAAUCAAAUUCUUGGGACAGAGUUGGUACAGUGAUGGGAUGCUUGACUAAUAGUUUACUCAUUUUUAACAGCUGAAAUGCAGCAUUUCGGGCACUUUGCAUUCUUAAGUUCCAUAUGUUACUUUUGGCUUCCAAAAUACCUGUUUUAAAAUUAAUCUACAUUUUAAAAAUCAAUCAUCUUAUUGUGCAAUCAGAAUUAGUACAGUUCUUUUAUUUUAAAAGUUAAUACCUAGAGCCUCCAAAUAACUUCUAAAACUUACUUCACUUGGUGGGUGGUAUUUUCAUGCAAAUAUGUAAGGGAGGGGUUUUAUAUUUUGUAGAGGUUUUUGUCCUAUUUUAAUGCUCUUUGUAAGGCAGUAUGUAUAUAGUGUGUUAAGUCCUCUAAGAAUUUCUCUCUUAAAAAAACUUUGAAGUUAUUACUUUUGUGCAACUGUGUUUUGAAUAAAGCCAUGACAGUGUUAAAUAAGCCAAA
Messenger RNA from Trichosurus vulpecula (common brushtail), 3383 nucleotides. It is a transcript of the gene ANP32E, whose product is annotated as acidic nuclear phosphoprotein 32 family member E. Gene Ontology annotation, molecular function: phosphatase inhibitor activity; histone binding. Gene Ontology annotation, biological process: regulation of apoptotic process. The transcript is spliced from 7 exons. Gene Ontology annotation, cellular component: nucleus. NCBI's taxonomy places the organism in Eukaryota, Metazoa, Chordata, Mammalia, Diprotodontia, Phalangeridae. The coding region runs from base 333 to 1121 and encodes 262 amino acids. The record is from RefSeq and is a predicted model, not a curated record.